Sinocyclocheilus anshuiensis is the source of this 1091-nucleotide messenger RNA. RefSeq names its product histone chaperone asf1b-A. Gene Ontology annotation, cellular component: nucleus; chromatin. The transcript has 4 exons. The record is from RefSeq and is a predicted model, not a curated record. Gene Ontology annotation, biological process: DNA replication-dependent chromatin assembly. Gene Ontology annotation, molecular function: histone binding. NCBI's taxonomy places the organism in Eukaryota, Metazoa, Chordata, Actinopteri, Cypriniformes, Cyprinidae. Bases 394 to 987 code for a protein of 197 amino acids.
CACAAACCAAUCCGCUUUCCGUGAUGCGUACUGGAGCUGUCUGAAAGCUCUGGCGGGAGACAACGCUGCUUGUAUUGUCUGUCAGUUUAAGUAACGGGUUUCGUGAAAUAAUAUUUGUUUUACGUCUAUACGUUACUUUAGGUCAUAUUUUGAAUUCUUUUUCCUUUUAAUUUGGGAGGAGAAGCAACCUAGACUUCUCUAUUCUCCUGCUUUAACAGUAUAGUCUGCGGUAUCGGACUAAUAGCUCGCAAGCUAAGAAGUGAAACCAAACCUUCUAAGAGUUUUACUUGAAACGUCAGCUGAGUAUUUGAAUUUGUUCUCGGUUUAUCGGUCUUGCAUUGUUUUGGGGGUAAACUGUGUCAAUUUCCUUGUUACUACAGUAACGUUAGAGCUAUGGCAAAAGUGCAAGUGCUAAAUGUAGCUGUCCUGGACAACCCGAGUCCAUUUGGAAACCCGUUUCAAUUCGAAGUAACGUUUGAGUGCAUGGAGGAUCUUCCCGAAGAUCUUGAAUGGAAGAUUAUUUACGUGGGCUCAGCAGAAAGUGAAGAGCAUGAUCAGACUCUUGACUCCGUCCUGGUUGGUCCAGUUCCUGCAGGCCGACAUAUGUUUGUGUUUCAGGCAGAUGCUCCAAACACCGCCCUAAUACCUGAGAGUGAUGCUGUGGGUGUCACUGUUGUUCUGAUCACAUGCACAUACAGAGGACAGGAGUUCAUACGUAUUGGCUACUAUGUUAACAAUGAGUACACAGACACUGAGCUUCGUGAGAAUCCGCCCCUCAAACCUGACUACGGACAGCUCCAGAGGAACAUUCUGGCUUCCAACCCACGUGUAACCAGAUUUCACAUCAACUGGGAGGGAUGUGCUGAGAAAAUGGAGGAUUCAGAGAACGUGGACCCUGCACCCAACAGCAUGCUGCCCCCAUCCUGCACUCCGGGAAAAGCACCUCCACUCGGCCUGCUGCCAGACAACUCCAUGGACUGUUUGUAGUGACGCAGGCUCCUGUGAAUAGUCCUCACAUCUCAAGGCUCAUCCGUGAGCUCAGGUCAAUCUGGACACUGUGGAGGAGAGACGGGAUUAUUCAAACACAUCAG